Aplysia californica (California sea hare) is the source of this 987-nucleotide messenger RNA. RefSeq lists its product as uncharacterized. The transcript is spliced from 5 exons. The record is from RefSeq and is a predicted model, not a curated record. The coding region runs from base 137 to 727 and encodes 196 amino acids. Lineage: Eukaryota; Metazoa; Mollusca; Gastropoda; Aplysiida; Aplysiidae.
UAGGCUUUGUUCCCAGUCACAGUUCUAUAUAAACCUGGAGAACAAUGGACACUCACUAACGACUCUGACUUGACUAGAGAGACUUGUUCCGAUCCCAGAUUUACAUCAGACUCCUUGUAUACAGAGACGAAACAGCAUGCAGAUCUUAAUACUUCUUGCUGUCGUAUUGGGUGUAUCCCUGGCCGCCCCAAGCCCUGAUGUUUGCUCCAACAUCAACGCUACGACUAUUAAGUGUAUGACGGACAAUGGAUUUCCUCAGCAAGAAGCGCUCUCUCUGCAGAAGGCUGCCUUGAACGGAAACCUUGCAGCAAUGAACCUGACCCGCUUCUGUGGCGAUAAAAAAGAUGGCUACCUGAAAGGUGUGGAGUGUUUAAUGAACUCUGUGGCUGCGUGUAUCCCAUGGAUCACACAAAUGGCAGAAGGCUUGGACUUCAAAAAGGUGCUGGAUGUGCAAUGUACUGACAAAAACUUCAAGAACAACUGCCUGGGCCUGAUUAAACUGCCUGCUAAUCACGCUAUUGUCCUGAACUGUUUCAAGAAAGAGUUUGAACGUCUGAAGGAAUCGUCUCUAGACCAGAGAAUGUGUGAGGCGGCCAAGAGCAUCUACGUGUGCGAGGAUGCCAUUGUGAGGCCAUGCGAUGUGUACACCGCUGACGUGUACAAACAGUUUGUUGACCCUUUCAUGAAGAGGGACUGCGAUAACUUUCACUUGGACGUUUUCGGGUGAAUGUGACAACGAGUCCAGGACGAUCAGGGUAUCAAAGGAUCAAAAGGAAAUGCUCAACACACAAGGAAAUUGGAUUCUUUCUUCAAAAUCAAAUCAGAAUUUUGUCGGUCUUCUCUCGGGGACUCAAAAAUGUUCCCGCUACUUUGAAUUUUUCAGAGCCCAAAUUAGAUUGAAACAAAUUUGGAUGGAUAAUAAAUCACCAUUACUUUAAACUCUCCCCCCCCCCCCCUUUCCUUUUUUUGUUCUCCUUUCCACGUGGU